Messenger RNA from Aspergillus sclerotioniger CBS 115572, 1830 nucleotides. Its product is annotated as glutathione synthase. Gene Ontology annotation, biological process: glutathione biosynthetic process. Lineage: Eukaryota; Fungi; Ascomycota; Eurotiomycetes; Eurotiales; Aspergillaceae. Gene Ontology annotation, molecular function: glutathione synthase activity; glutathione binding; ATP binding. The transcript is spliced from 2 exons. Gene Ontology annotation, cellular component: cytosol. The record is from RefSeq and is a predicted model, not a curated record. Bases 213 to 1763 code for a protein of 516 amino acids.
GGAUCCAACCGUGGGGUCACGCCAUCUGGUGCAUUAGUAAUCCCCCCAAAGCCCCUCCUCCGCCUCCGCCGCAAUCUGGGAUCUUCAUCUCCAGGAGAUCUUGCGUCUUCUCUAGAUCCCCCUGCUUGUCAAUUCCACCGUUUUACCCAGGGAUCUGAUUGUCUUUGGUCCGACAAGUCCUGUCUGAACCCCUUCGCAAAUCCUCUCUCACAAUGGCCGACUCCGUCUACUCGAAUUACCCUCCCCACCUGAACCCCGCACAGAAGGAGUUUCUUGUCCGGUCCAUCAAGGAUUGGACCGUCCAACAUGGGUUGAUGAUUCGCCCCGCCCCGACGUUUAUCUCUAAGGAGACGGAUCCUCAGGGCGUGGUCGCCACCAGCGCACCCGUCACCCUAUUCCCCAGCCCUUUCCCCAAGUCUUGCUUCGAAGAGGCGCGGGCCCUCCAGACGGUCUACAACCAGCUCUACGCGGCGAUAACGUGCGAUGAACAAUGGAUUGGAGACAUCAUGGAAGACCUCAUCGACGUGGACGAUUUCAUCUCGCACCUGUGGAAAGUCCACCUCGCGGUUAAGGAGGAAGGAUACGCUCAGACGCUCUCCCUUGGCCUCUAUCGUUCUGACUACAUGCCCCACGUCCCGUCGACAUCGACUCCCCCGUCCUUGAAGCAGGUCGAAUUCAACACCAUUUCCUCCUCUUUUGGUGGAUUAUCGUCUCUCGUCACGUCCCUCCACACCGAGCUUCUCAAUUCACCACCGGGUCACCCCAUUGCGUAUCCCUCGCAUCCUCUCCUCGAUUCGAACCAACCCCCCGAGAAUACUUCCGUGGAGACCCUGUCCGCGGGCUUAGCGGCAGCACACACAGCCUAUGGGACAUCAAAGUCAUCUCCAGCCCUUCCUACCUGCAUCAUCUUUGUCGUCCAGGAAAACGAAAGAAACGUGUUUGAUCAAUUGGCUCUCUCGAGGCAGCUAACCAAGGUUCACAAGGUGCCUGUCUUCCGCCUGCUCAGCUCCGAGGUCUUCGAUCACACGCACAUUCCUGCCUCAAAUCCCUCCCGGCCCCUGAUCUACCGGCCCCCUCACGCCGACGGUGUGGAGUUCGAAGUCACAACGGUAUACCUCCGCUGCUUCUAUACCCCGACAGACUACAAAUCCGAACGAGACUGGGAGGCCCGCACGCACCUGGAGCGUUCCGCAGCCAUCAAAUGCCCGACCGUCCUAAACCAGCUUGCCGGGUGUAAAGUCGUGCAGCAGGUGCUCGCGGAAGAAAAGGGGCCGGAUCAUCUUGCCAAGUUCCUUUCUGGAACCGAUUCAACCACGAUCGAGAGGCUACGCGCGACUUUCGCCCCCCAACAUGACCUUUCGUCAAGUGGUCGUGGUCGGGAGCUUGCCCUGAACCCCGAAACCGCCGCGAAUCAUGUGCUCAAGCCCCAGCGCGAGGGAGGUGGCAACAACAUAUACAAGGAGGCUAUCCCCGAGUUCCUGCGAUCUCUCCCUGAGACCGAAUGGAAGCGAUGGAUCCUGAUGGAGCUGAUCCAGCCGCCAGCUGAAGCCCAGAACGUGGCUCUGCGACCGGACGGCGAGGUGCUUAGCGGGCAUGUCAUUGGGGAACUGGGCAUCUAUGGGACGAUUCUUUGGGACCAAGCUGGAGGCAAGGUCUUGCACAACGAACAGGGAGGCUGGCUCAUGCGGACCAAGGCCAAGGACGUGAACGAGGGUGGUGUGGCCACCGGAUUCUCCAGCUUAGACAGUGUGGUUCUGUACUAGAUUCUCAUCGGUCACUUAGAGCAUGCUUAUAGAUUAUAUAAAAAUACACCGAAUCACUUUUCAGCCC